Messenger RNA from Cinara cedri, 4079 nucleotides. Lineage: Eukaryota; Metazoa; Arthropoda; Insecta; Hemiptera; Aphididae. The record is from the annotation of a GenBank genome assembly.
GUUUUUGAGUUUAUUUAUUAAAAACAUCCAAAUAUCUUUUAUAAUAUUAGUAUAUGUACCUGGGUUUGGAAAAAUUAGCCAUUGAGAACAUUUUCUGGAGUACGCCACGUAGAGGUUUUUUCCAUGAACCCGGUAUUAGAAUAGAUAAAUUAAAAUUAAUUAUAAUAUUGAUCUCAAUAAUAGUAUCAAAUUAUUAUUGUAAUAUUUAUUAUAUAAUAAAAACUUUAUACCUAUUCAUAAUUACAAAAUGUUGAUUUCAUACAAUUUAGAAAACAAUCUGAGAAGUUUAAAAUGUUAAAGUACCUACACAUUUUGAUUUUUAGAUUUUAACCUAUAAUAGGUACAUUAAAAUUUUUAUAAAUUUCUUAUUAUUAUAAUUUAUAAAUCUUAAAACAGGAUAAGACAAGUACGUUUACAAAUAUACAACCAACUACUUUAUAUAAAAAAAAGUAAUAAUUUUGUCUUCUUUGAAUGAAUUAAACACUGGACUUAUUUAGUUAUAGGUACAUUAUGUAUUAUGUUCUUUAAUUCUCUUCUUUCUAUCAAUCAUCUUUUGGUACAGAUGAACCAUUAAAUCAGUGGUUUCUAAUGCUGUAUAAGACUCGGUAUAUUCUUUUAACGUUUCUUGUACUAAAUUGUUCUCUUCUUUAAAAAUAUUAUUAUCCUUAGCAACUGUAUAGUUAUGAAUUGUAUUCUUCGUAAAAAUCCAUAGUUUCUUAUCACACGCACCUAUAUUUAUAACUUUGCUCUGAAAUAUUUCUUGUUGAGUUUUCACAAAAUUGUAAUUAUCAUUAUUUUUUUCAAGUUUAACAAAAUACAGUUCAUUGGAAUCGUGAAAUUGCACAGCGGCAGUGCAAUGUUGUACGCUGACUUCAACCACAUUUCGAAUCGGGCGGUCGAGAAUUAGUUUAUCAACGAGAUCGCCACUGUCUAAGUCCCACAGACGUAGUGUACAAUCACCAGAACCGGACACAAGGAAAUUAUUCAACAGGCAAAUGUUACUCACGUACGCUUCGUGCCCCAUCAUAUAAUGUAGAAUGAUUUUGCCAUUUGGAUAAUGCGAAACUCGUAUCUUUUCAUCGCUGUCGCUGGUAACGAUAUAUUUCUCGUCUCUGCUAAAACAUAUACCGAGUAUCAUUGAAGAAUGCCCGAGGAUUCGGACCGGGUCAUUUUCGAACGAGUAAACGUCACCUUUUUUGUCGCCGGCAAUAGCUACAUUGGUUUUGGGCGUGAAAACUAUAUUGGUCGCGUCUUUUGGCAGCAACUUGUUAUCAACCAUUGUCCAGUUAUUGGCGUUCCAUAUGCUCAGAAGUUUUCCUUUGUUCGUGUUGAACGCAAACAAAUUACCGUCAGACGAAAAAGCAGCGCAGGCUUUUUGUAAAAUGCGUGGGGUGGUCUUAAAAUUGUAGUAUAUUUCGCCAAAAAGUUCUACUAGCUCUGUAAUGGUUCCUGAGUCAAACGAGUACACGAAACAACAAUCGGCAUCAAUAUUUGAUAUUGCUAGACUAGAUGAGUUAACAGCCACACAAUACGACAUUUUAAAAUUAGGCAGGUAAAAAAAAUAUGAUUCAAAAUUCAAUCUCUUUAGUUGCUGGAGAAUAUAAAAUUACGUUAAAAUUGUUAAAUUAUUUUUUAAAAUUAUCAGACAAUCAUAUAUUUUGCAUAAAAAUAACACAGUCAUAAACUCAAAACCCGGAGAUUUUUAGUUAUGAGUUUUCAGACGAUUGAUAAGGGACCAGUCACAAUAUUUUAACGUUGCCAAUCUAUACAUUUUUUUUUUUUUUGAUUGUACGGUUUAUUGCUGUCCAAAUUGCUAUCAUUUCAGAAAAAUACUAAAACCAUUUGCUGUUCCAUCGCUGUGAGAAUAUUCUUCUUAUUAUCAAUCGUCUGGUUAUUUUUAAUAUUUUUUAUUUGUGUAAAGUAAUGAACAAAAUUAUUUAAUUAGUUAUAGAACUAUCGAUUAUUUUGAAUCAAGCCUACAAAUUUAUUGAUAAGACCCCUUGUAAAAUUAUGAAAAUGUUUCUUUUCCUGUGAUGAACUCUCAUGGCCCGACACUGGUAGAUACCACGGUUAACAGAUAAGAAGUACACGUGCGUAGAUAUUAUGAUAAUACGGUUAUAAUCAAAAAAUCUUUUAGUGUAUGGUUACUUAAUUUAAUUUGAUAUUUUCAAAAGUAAAAUAUUAUUAUAAAAUUAAUUUUUAAUAUUAAAUUUGGUAGGAAUAUUAUUUGGUAUAUUGGUUAUGACGUCAGAAACGCCGAAACACAAAGGAUUGAAUACAAGUAUUGGGAAAUCGUCGCCCGCACAUGGUAUAUUUAUAUAUUAUGACAUUUUGUUUAUUUUACUAUGAAUAUAUUACCUCAGUUGAAAAUUUAUUUUAGAAGUUGAUAUUUACGUUGGUCGACCAGCUCAAGGACAUAGUGGAAAUUUGACAGGGAACCGUCGUAUAUUAAAAGAUGCAGCAGCAGAGAUAUUCAAUUGUAUUCAGACAUGGAAAGCCCAUCAAGACAGAGGGUGUAUUCUGAUAUCAAAUAUAUUUAAUUUACGAGUGCAAUCGUACGUAUUCUGGUAUUUAGUUAAUUAAAUGGAGUUGUAUUAAUACAAAGUUCAAUUUUGUAACUAUAGAACAUAUAUAUUUCUGUACAUUUAACUGUGUAGUAUAACAAUAGCUAACUGUUAGUCCUAAAUUAUUUAAUUUAGAUAUUUCAUUUUAAAUCUAAUGAAUAAAAGGGUAGGUUAAGAAAAUUGGGUUUGCAAAUAUAUGGAUUAUUAAUAUUGAUUGCUACAGGGGUAAUUUGUAUUUACUAUUUAUUAUUCUUGUCAAUUUCAAAUUAUAGAUACUUCUUUGAAAAAUACUGCUGGAUUUUAUGAACAAUAUUUAUUUAUUUGUAUAAAAUUCUAUAGGCCGGACAUUAAGUUUCCAGACCAACUUGCUGGUUUAGUAAGCGAGUUAAAAAAGUUAUGUGAACAAAUGGUAAAUAAUCAAUGAGAAAAAAAACAGGAAUUUGUAUUAACUUUAUUUAUUUUAAUACAUUAUAGUCAAAUAUUAUCGAAGGACUUGGAAUUAAAUUGAUAAAUCUCAAUGCUGUAUCAGCUUUAGAAAAGGGCAGCAUUACUCCACUUUUUAUAUCAUGGUCUACAGAACACUUUUGUAUGAUUAAGUUAACAACUUUUUAAUUAUUAUUAAAUUAAAUGCAUUCCCUUUGUACAAUACAUAUAUAUAUUUUAUACAGGUAAAAUUACUGAACAAUUAUUAAGAGCAUAUAAAAAGGAACAAAAACUUCACCAAAAUCUUUUACUGAAAAUAGCAGACAGCACGGAUACUGACAGUUUGUUGUUUUAUCUUUCGUGCUGGACAUACCAGCCAUAUUUGGAUCAAAGUAUAGAAAAAAAAUUACAUAAUAUGAUUAAAGAGACUAGACACGUUUGAAUUAAUUUAAUAAUAAAUUGUUUUCAAAAAUAGUAAUUAAAAUUUUAAAUGUAAAAUGUAAAUAAAUAAAUAAUCUAUAAUCUAAAUUAAGAUUAAAUAGCGUUGAUUUAUAAGUCAAGAAUAAUAGGAGUACUUUCCUUAGCACAUUUUCCUACAGACUGAAUAAACUUAACAAAGCCAGUAUCCUUUGGCUUCUCCAGUCCUCUUAAUAAACGGUUUUUCAUAACAGCAACAAAUUCACGAUUGCUCAACUGUCCAUCAACUUAAAAUUAAGAUUGAAAGUUAUUAGGCAACAAAAUAAAUAUUAUUAUUAAUUUAUUUUAAGAGUACGAUUGUAUAACAAAUAUUAACUUACGGUUUUCAUCAAAAAUUGUGAAAAUAACAUUUAUCAUGUGAUCAUUUAGGUCAACAUGGGCCACUGUCUUUGCAACAUGCUUUAAAGUGGCUAUAGAGAGAAAAAACCAUAAAAAUAAAUUAUUUUUAUAUUACUAUACAAUCAGAAACAAAGAAACCUUGAUCAAUUGAUGCACCAGCAAUAUGAUAAAAUGUCAGUGCUGUGUCUACAUCGUUAAUGUUAUUCAAAAAGUGGAAAAAAUGCAUGUAAUCAUCUUCGCUAAUGCCUUGUGUGUUUUCUUUGAAACUGUAAUUAA